UGACUGGAACAAGACGCUUAUCACAGUAUAUAACGUUGAACUUUUUUUUUAGUGUGGCAGCAAUACCUAUUCUAUAAAUAAUCAUUUAUUGUACCUGAAAAGUAAUUGUUAAACAUGUUGAAUUUAACUUUUAAAAGUCUCAUUAGCUCUCCUUGAACAAGUGUACCUAAUGUGCUGUCUAGUUAAAAGCCUGCGUUUCCACAUAUUUUCCAAUGGGGGGCGCUGUUGGCUCAUUUGUUAGCGCGGUUGCCAGGUUACGGAGUUCGAGAGGCGCUUCUUCGCCUGCAUUUGUGUUUUUUUUCCCGCUUUUUAAGCUAAAUUAUCAGGGGGGAGAAUGUCUGAAACGGAGUCUGAGUGCAAAAGUCCGAAGGCUAAGGGUGUUUUCUCUACCAUAAUGGCGGAUGGAGACUGGUUGCUGCUCAAAGGGGAGUAUGAGAAGGCAGUGGAGAGAUUCAGUACGGCUCUGACACUAAAACCCGAGGACAAAUACUGCUACGUGGGCCGCUCCAAGUGCCACCUAAAGAUGGGUCAGUACGAAAAAGCCCUGCGGGACGCCGAAGCUUCACUUCAAGAAGACCAUUGCUUUUUUGAGGGGUUGUAUCAGAAGGCCGAGGCUUUGUACUGCUUGGGGGAAUUUGAAUUUGCACUAGUGUUUUACCACCAAGGGCUGAAGCUGCGCCCACAAGUACAUGAGUUCAAGCUGGGCAUCCAGAAAGCUCAGGAGGCCAUUGAGAACGCCGUCACCGUCCCUGCUGCCAUCAAACAGAAGCUUAAAGCAGAACUCCAGCAAAAAGAUACAGAGAUGGAAAAAGCCAAGAAACCACACACCUCCAAGUCACAAAAGAAGAGCAAAAAAUACCUGGGGGAGUUUUACGAGGACAGGAGAUAUCUGGAGAGCCUGUUAAAGGAUGAAGACUUGGGGAAAGGGAAGACGAGGAACGGUGAGCAACUGCAUGACGUCAUCCAGGGUUGCCUCACAUUCUUGGACGGCUGCGCUGACUUCUGGAACCAGCAGAAGCCCCCGCGCCAUCCACCCAAAGACCCUCAAAGACAACGAAGCAAGUGGGGCAAAAUGCCCAUCUGUUCUUCCUCAAAACCUGCAAACUUUACAGUAAAGAGCAUGUAGGACACUAACACCUAUGAUUUGAUUCAAUUUUUAUUCAUCUCAAACAAGCACAAUAUUAAAAAUAGUGUAAAUUCAAGAUCCAUAAAAACAUAAAUAAAAUAAAGCCAUGAAGAUUAAAAGAAGAUUCCAACUCUUAUUGUAAAAAAAUAAACUAAACUAAAAGCAAUACUUAGAAAAAAAAUUGCAAUUCUGAAAGAUGCUGUCCGGAUCUUAAUAGCUGAACAAUUGUAAUAUUUUUACGGCAAAUCGGUUGGUGUUUUGUGGCAAAAUAGAAAUGUUUCAUGGCAAACAAUAUUGUUUUUUUCAUGGUUUAUGUUGUGUCAUGUGGCCAAUUUUUCAUCUAAAAUUACAGUAGAUUUUUUUCUGUUCUAUUUCUAUGGGUGCUUGCUUAAUAAUAUGCCCUCGUUUUUGGUUCAAGGAUGAUUUUCUUCAGUCGCUAUUUGCACGAGGGCUAACAAUGCACAUUGGAAAACAAAGACUUUCAGCCCACAUCCUUUCAUUCCACACAUACUGCUUCACUUGUACCCACUGAAAGCUUAAAUAUACUUAUUUGUAAAAUAGCCACUAUUUACAGAAAGUGUGCUGCAAAGCAUGCUAGAAAGUACGUGGCUUCACCAUCGCUACAGUAUUAUUAAUAAUGUAUCAUUGCCAUUGCUAUAAUU
Molecule: messenger RNA, 1788 nt
Organism: Hippocampus zosterae (dwarf seahorse)
Lineage: Eukaryota; Metazoa; Chordata; Actinopteri; Syngnathiformes; Syngnathidae
Gene: odad4
Product: outer dynein arm docking complex subunit 4
Exons: 6
Coding region: 335-1126 (263 amino acids)
Cellular component (GO): cytoplasm
Molecular function (GO): protein binding
Source: RefSeq, a predicted model, not a curated record